AUGAGCAAAAAGAAAGCACGACCAAAAAAGAACAAGAUACUGGACGCAAAGACACGGUUUCGAUUAUCAUCGACCACUGGUCAUCCUCUACCACUCGAAUCGAUCCAGCAGCGACUGGCAGGUCUCUGGAAAUCGAUGACCUGGCCGAUCUGUGUCAAGAUUGUCAAGGCGAAUAUUGCGCUCACGAUCGCCUUUGGUCUCUUCUUGAUCAAUCCUGUUCGUCAGCUAACAGGCGCCAGUGGUAUUCUAGCCGCUGUCGCAGUUGAGUUUGUGCAUCCGUCGAAAUCAUAUGGUUUUUUAGCAGAGGAUGUCGUGUAUGGCAGUCUGAUGUGCUGUCUUGUCGCCGCCUGGUCUAUCCUCGGUACGUUUUUGUCGAAUCUAGUACGAGAUCAAACGAACAAGACGAUGGCUCAACCCAAGGUAUGCGCCAUCUUGAUGUUCUUCUUGAUCAUUGGUUGUUUCUUCCUUAGCAUCAUUCGAGUCAGAGUAGAGAAGGCAAAUGUGGGCGGUAUGUUGGCAGCCACGAUCAUGGUUAUCAGUCUGACAGCCGCUGUUCAAAAUUCGGAGUUUACAACAGCUCCUACUCUCCAAGCAUUAAUACCUACCCUUGUUGGAUUUGCUCUCAUCUUUCUUGUCUUCUUCCUCUUUCCGGAAAACAGCACACGAGUGUACGUUGAACAAUUGAUCAAGGUGUUGGAGGAGUUUGAUUAUAUCACACAGCAUCAGGUAAACGCCUUUUUACAGUCAGAACAUCAUGUUGAUUCGGUUGCUGUAAUACAUAAAAAAGUCGAUCUCCUUGUCUCAACCUUGAUACAAAAGAAACGCAUGGUCCGAAGGGAGCCGUCGUACAACGUCAUUGCAACUACUGACGUCAGUGAACUCACUACCUUGAUCAAGCAGCUGCAUGUGCCUCUCAGGGGGUUGGGCAUCAGCCGUGCGAUGGAGGAAAACAUGCGAAAUGCAGAAAGGAAAGUGAUGGAGCGGGACAAUCAACAGGAUGAUGAGAUGCAUAUAAAGAGGCCUCGCAGCUACUAUGGUGGAACAGAUGAUGAAGAAGAAGCAGAGGCCUUGGAGGUAUCGGACAGUGAAGAAGAAGAAUCAACAGAGAGUAACGAGACGACAUGUUCAAGCCAGCAAUUGAGACAACGAAAAGUUCAAUGGGAAGACUCAAUGAAAGUGAUCACUUUCUGGAAAACUGAUUAUGACGAGAUACUGAAUGUUGUCAGGCCGACUUACGUUCAUCUGGCGCUCGCCUGUUCAGAAGCUGUUAAGGAAUCGAUCAAACGGUUGCGGCGCAUGCAGUCGUUGGAUCCUCGAUAUCAAGGCAAACCUUUCUUUUACAAGUACUAUUAUCGGUGGAAGGUGGGAGCAGAGAGAGAAAAAGAGGAAGAAAAGGCGUUUUAUUACGAUCCAUCCGUCGAUCCUUCAAUUCCUCUUUAUGAAGCAAUCCGUCAAUUCCAUGAGCAGAGACUCGUUGGCCUCAACAGACUCUAUACAUCUACAGGUGUACCCAGACGUAUCUUAUUCCUUUUGCUCACUUUUCAGUUCAAUCUACACACAUUUGCAAAGCUACUGUACACAUUAACAUCGCUUAUCUAUGAGCUUGACCUUAACCGUAGUCGUCGUCAACUCUGGUGGCCGCAUCUGUCGUUUACCAAAUGGUUAUUUCAAGAUCAUCAGACAGAAGCAUCCUUUGACCUAGAGACACCUGCUGCUAUUGCAGGAACCACACAUCCGCUGGCCAUCCAAGAAAGCUUGAGAAGGCGCGCCACAGUAAUCGCAGCGUCCGCAGCGACUCACCGACAGUCGUCCAUCGUAGACUUGGAAAGUCAAUUACAAAAGAAGCCAUUGUAUAAACUGGAAACACCUUACCGCGGGCGGAUCCGAACGCCUGAUGAGCACAGACAGGGCCAUUUGGAAAAAGUAGCGAUAAACCCCUGGAGGAGGAACGCGUUGGAUCCAAUGGACUAUCACGAUCCAGAUGCUGCUUACCCUACCACCAAACGACAGCACUUUUUUUAUAAUGUAUACCUAUUUAUCGUUCAAUACGUUUAUACUGCUGAUGCUGCCUUUGCCUUUCGUGCCAUCAUCGUGGUCGUAGCGCUAUCCUUGCCAGCAUUUCUCGAAGACUCAGUCGGUUGGUAUUCUGAAUCUCGUGGGCAAUGGGCUGUUGUUGUGGCUCUCAUCUGGAUGGGUCCUUCAGUUGGAAGCAACUUUUUUGCAACAGCAACGCGUACAGUAGGGACGUUCAUUGGUGCAAUUCAAAGCAUAAUCAUUUGGGAAAUAGCCAGAGGCACUAUCCCAGGCCUGAUCAUUUUGACGUUUUUCGUUAAUUUGCCCUGGUGGCUGGUUUAUAUCAAUGGCAAGUUUUGGAAAGCAAGUGGUCUAUUUGCAUUAGUAACAACAUCAUUGAUUCUUGGAUACACUUAUAAUUUGGACGAAGGAAGCAAUCAAACAACAAUCUUUGUCAUCACCUAUCAAAGAGCAGUGACCUGUCUUGUGGGUGUGCUUGCUGCACUUAUCAUCAGUGCCUUCCCAUACCCGAGGACAGGCAGAGUUGAACUACGGCAUCGUAUUUCAAACACCAUCAGUGACCUCGGCUCACUUUAUUCGACAUUUUUAGCACUCCUUGUUCGAGACACACCCGAAGAUCCAGAGACUCGACGGGCAGAUAGGGCACUAUUUCAGGCCAUCGCAAACAGUAUACGUCAACAGAUCAAAGGUGAACGCGUCCUUUUGGAUCAAAGCCGAUUUGAACCUACACUGCGAGGAACAUUCCCAGCACAAAAGUACCUUUAUCUGCUUCAGGUGCUCGAUAACAUAUUAGGUUUGAUCAUUGGAAUGGAGUUUGUCAUACAAAAGAUUUCAUUUGAAUGGAGAAUGAUGGUUGUUAAAGAUACAUGGCAAGCAAGAAAACAGAUGAUUGCGUCUUACUUGACCGCGCUUCAUUUAAGCUCUGAUGCGUUGACCAACAAGUCUCCUCUACCACCAUAUGUCGUCAGACCAACCAAGGCAAGACGUACAUUGACAAAUCUGGCGCGUAGAAUGGAUGUGUUCAAAGUACAGCAUUUAGGCGAAAGGGAAUACACGUAUUAUAGCACUUAUAUGAUGAACUCGGAACAACUCUCCGUAGAAUUAGAACUACUGGUGGCCACCGUUCGGGAUUUGGUUGGCCCAGAUAGUGUCAGCAUAUGGUUAAACUAUAAACAUUAA
Molecule: messenger RNA, 3213 nt
Organism: Rhizopus microsporus ATCC 52813
Lineage: Eukaryota; Fungi; Mucoromycota; Mucoromycetes; Mucorales; Rhizopodaceae
Exons: 6
Coding region: 1-3213 (1070 amino acids)
Source: RefSeq, a predicted model, not a curated record